This is a messenger RNA of Hevea brasiliensis (rubber tree), 1842 nucleotides long. Its product is annotated as probable flavin-containing monooxygenase 1. The transcript is spliced from 5 exons. The record is from RefSeq and is a predicted model, not a curated record. NCBI's taxonomy places the organism in Eukaryota, Viridiplantae, Streptophyta, Magnoliopsida, Malpighiales, Euphorbiaceae. Gene Ontology annotation, molecular function: NADP binding; N,N-dimethylaniline monooxygenase activity; flavin adenine dinucleotide binding. Bases 157 to 1707 code for a protein of 516 amino acids.
GUCAAAACCAACUUGGAAUACGAAUUUAGAUUCAAAUACGCAAAGAAUAUGCUGGAGAAACUUAAUAAAUGAUCUUCACCUGGUUCUUGUAUUUAAUGACCAUCCAAUGUAUUAUUUCAGGCCCCAGGAUCAGUUUUCUUCUCUCAUUUUGAAGUAAUGGCAAAACGGAUAGCAAUCAUUGGAGCAGGAUCAAGUGGACUUUUGGCAUGCAAGUACACCCUGGAGAAGGGUUUCCAUCCCAUAAUCUUUGAAGCUGAAGAAGGCAUUGGAGGAGUAUGGACUCGUACUAUAGCUUCAACCAAGCUCCAGAAUACCAAAGAAACUUACCAAUUUUCUGAUUUUCCUUGGCCUGCAUCUGUAAAUGACAAGCAUCCAUGUCACAGUCAAGUGCUUAACUAUCUUGAAUCUUAUGCACAACAUUUUGGCAUCUUUCCUUACAUAAAAUUCAAUUCCAACGUCAUUAGCAUAGGAUAUGUUGGAGAGUCUUAUGAAGAGAUGGAGUCUUGGGUUCUAUGGGGUGGAAGUGGUAAACCCUUUGGAUCGAAAGGGAAAUGGCACGUUAGAGUUCAAGAUGUCAAAAAUUGCACUACAGAGGUGUACCAGGUUGAUUUUGUGAUUCUUUGUAUGGGACUAUACAGUGGUUUUCCAAACAUCCCAGACUUCCCUCCAAAUCGAGGCCCAGAAGUGUUCAAUGGUAAGAUAAUGCAUUCAAUGGAAUAUUCUGCAAUGGACAAUCUGAGUGCCCUUGAGUUCAUCAAAAGAAAGAGAAUUACAAUCAUUGGCUCACAGAAAACUGCACUCGAUAUUGCAGCAGAAUGUGCAAAUGCAAACGGAUUUGAGUAUCCUUGUACAAUGAUUCAAAGAACUGCUCGUUGGCAAAUCCAGAGUGAGAAUAUAUGUGGUGUUAACAUUGGUUUCUUGUACUUGAACCGUUUUUCUGAGUUUUUGAUUCACAAGCCUGGGCAAACAUGUCUGCUCAGCUUGUUGGCCACCUUGCUCUCACCAUUGAGAUGGGGAAUAUCGAAGUUCAUUGAAUGCUAUCUAAGAUCGAAACUCCCAUUAAAGAAAUAUGGAAUUAUACCAAAAUCUAGCUUCUUUCAAGACAUCUCUUCAUGUCAAACAUGCAUGCUGCCAGAAAAGUUCUAUGAUAAAGUUGAAGAAGGAAGCAUCAUCAUAAGGAAAGCACAUUGCUUUAGCUUCUGUAAACAAGGUCUGAUUAUCGACGAAGAGUGUCAGCCACUAGAAACAGACCUUGUCAUAUUUGCCACAGGAUACAAGGGAGAGCAAAAGCUGAGAAACAUUUUUGAGUCUCCAUUCUUCCAGAAAUGCAUUACUGGGUCAACUGAUAGAAUUUCUCUUUACAGACAAGUAGUUCAUCCUCGGAUUCCACAACUUGCUAUAAUAGGAUAUGCAGAAAGUCUCUCAAAUCUGUAUGCAUCUGAAAUUAGAUGUCAAUGGCUAGCACACUUCCUUGAUGGAAAAUUUGAACUACCAUGUGUAAGUGAGAUGGAAAAGCAAGUGUCAAUAUGGGAAAAUUUUAUGAAAAAGCACAUUGGUAAUUCUAGGAGAGCCUGUAUUAGUAACAUACAUAUAUGGGGCAAUGAUCAAUUAUGCAAGGACAUGGGAUGUGAACCCAGAAGAAAAAAAGGUUUUUUUGCAGACUUGUUUGCACCAUAUGGACCAACAGAUUAUGCAGGCCUAUGUUGAUGAAUACUGUUAAAGCAACACUAGCAAUCAAGGCUCAAUAUGCAAAUAUUGCAUACAUAUCUUUGCCACCUUGUUCUUAGGCUUAAUGUAUUUAUGCUGGUUUUGGAUAGUCCAGAUUUUCCAUUGGUUUUUGAA